AUGUUCUUAGAAAUCAAAGACAAGCUCGGCGGGCCCCGCAGCUCCGUCACUGCCCCAACUGUCCUUUUCCGUAUCUCUGCGUACUUGCUAUUUAACGGAAAAUCUGGAGGGAGUCCGGAAUAGGAGAAGGAUAACGUUGAAAUGGCAAUGGCUGUGAGACCGAGAAGCACAGGGAUCCCACCUUGUUCUUCUUCGAUGGUAUCGUUAUCAUCAGUACCAGUUCGUAUGGGGUUCAAGUUCGAUACGAAGUCAUCGGCGAAUAGAAUUCCGUUUCUGAAAGCAAUUCGAAGUUCUCAAGCUCAAGCAUCAGCCUCCACUGUUUCUCGUAAACAGCGACGGCCUCAGAACGUAGACGGAGAGUUCUUUGUUGACCACACAUGCAUAGACUGCGAUGCUUGUCGAUGGAUGGCUCCGCAAACUUUUGCACGAGUUGAUGAACAGUCUGCAGUUCUUAAACAACCAUUAUGUGAAGAGGAACGACUAAAAGCUCUACAGGCCUUGAUUUCAUGUCCAACAAGCUCAAUCCGUACAGAGAAACCUCCUCCUGAUAUUCUACAUGUGCAGAAAACAUUUCCGCUUCCAAUAGAUGAGCAGAGAGUUCCGGGUGUUUAUCACUGUGGUUAUCAUUCUCCGAAAUCACAUGGGGCAGCUUCUUAUUUGAUUGUUCAUCCUGAAGGAAAUAUACUUAUAGACAGCCCAAGAUUUACUGAGAGACUUGCAAGUAAUAUUGAGAAGCUGGGUGGGGCACGUUACAUGUUUCUGACCCACGAGGAUGACAUAGCAGAUCAUGAGAGGUGGUCAAAGCGACUAAAGUGUGAUAGAAUUCUGCACUCUCUAGAGGUUGAUGAUUCUACUGCAAAUGUAGAGAUAAAGCUAGAGGGGAGUGGCCCCUGGAGCCUUUUCGAGGACAUCCAACUCAUACACACUCCAGGCCACACAGAAGGAUCAGUCUGCUUAUUUUAUACGUCCCUCGAUAUUUUGUUCACUGGGGAUCAUCUGUUUAUGACCGAAUCUGGGCUGGACUUUUCAGAGAAGUUCAACUUUUAUUCAGUUCCCAUACAAUUGAGCAAUGUUCGGUUUCUGUUAGACUUGGACUUCAAGUGGUUGCUACCUGCUCAUGGAAGGAGACUUGAAUUUAAAGAUUACCAGGAGAAAAAUUCAACUCUGGAGACCUUCCUGCAGAAGAAGUCCAGUAAGAUAGAGGUGUACGCAUAACGCACUUUAUAAGUUUCAAAUCCGUUUGGUUGUAUAUGGGAUUGUAUACUGUAAUCUUAUUGUCUAUUCGCCCAAACCCUCACUGGGAUAAGAACUGGACAUUAUUUUGAUUAUGGCCACGAUAGCUGAAGAGAAUUCAAAGGUAUAAAAACCUGCCAUGUAUGUAUGUAAUUUAUGUGUGUAAUUUAUGUGUGUUUAGUGGGUUGGGUC
Juglans regia (Persian walnut) is the source of this 1425-nucleotide messenger RNA. RefSeq lists its product as uncharacterized. The record is from RefSeq and is a predicted model, not a curated record. The transcript has 11 exons. Lineage: Eukaryota; Viridiplantae; Streptophyta; Magnoliopsida; Fagales; Juglandaceae. The coding region runs from base 142 to 1215 and encodes 357 amino acids.